AAAUGACCCGCCUUACUCUGCUUCUGAUUGGCUUACCCUGUACUGCGUGCUAAACUUAACCAACCAACGAAGUCAACAAACAGGAGCCAAUCAGAGGCAGAGUAGGUGGAUAAUUUUUUCGCCAUCCUAGGAAAUGCAAAUUUGGUUACAGUUCAGCAACUACAGUUACUAUAGAAACGAAGCAUAGCCUGUGAAGCUGCAACAAUAUUGGGACAUUAAUUAAUGAAUUUGUCAAAAAUGGAGGAACGCUAUGCCUUUCUUACUGAGUGGUAUGACCCUACUGCAGCUCUCCUGCGGCGUUACCAACUGUUCUACUACCCCAAAGAUAGCUCUGUCGAGAUGUUUGAUGUAAAAAACCAGCGGAUAUUUUUGAGAAGGAGCAAAUAUGAGGACCUUCAUCAAGAGGACUUGUUCGUUGGGAAUCGAGUGAAUGUCUUCUCACGACAGCUUAAUCUGAUUGAAUAUGGAGAUCAGUACACAGCAAACAAACUUGGCAGCAAAAAAGAAAGAACUCUUGCUGUGAUAAAGCCAGAUGUAAUCACCAAGAUCGGAGAUGUCCUUGAGUUGAUAUACUCCUUCAAUCUGAUCGUGACCAAAGCCAAAAUGGUAACGCUUACAUGGAAGCAAGCAGCAGACUUUUACGUGGAACAUCAGUCAAAGCCUUUCUUCAAUAACCUUGUGCAGUUUGUGUCCUCGGGUCCUGUGGUUGCCAUGGAGCUGAUGGGUGAUGAGGCAAUGUCUAUCUGGAGGAGGCUCCUGGGACCUGCAGACUCUGCUGUGGCGCGGAAGGAGGCACCGCAGAGUAUCCGUGCCCAGUUUGGAACAGAUGGCAUAAAAAAUGUUGGUCAUGGCUCCGACUCAUUUGCUGCAGCAGCAAGAGAGCUUGAAUUUUUUUUCCCAUCCACAAUUGGCCAUGGCCCCUCUAAUACAGCCAUCUUAACAGACUGCACAUGCUGCAUCAUUAAACCUCAUGCCAUAUCAGAAGGUCUGACUGGAAAGAUCCUGAACUCCAUAUCUGCAGCUGGAUUUGAAAUCUCAGCCCUUCAGAUGUUCAAUGUGGACCGGGCCAAUGCAGAAGAAUUCUAUGAAGUUUACAAAGGUGUUGUCACAGAGUAUCCUAGUAUGGUGACCGAGCUGUGUUCUGGACCCUGCAUGGUCCUAGAGAUCCAUGGCACCGACGUACCGCAGUCAUUCAGGGAACUCUGUGGGCCCGCCGAUCCUGAAAUUUCACGGCAUCUUCGUCCAACCACGUUACGUGCUCUUUAUGGCAAAGACAAAGUGAAAAACGCAGUCCACUGCACAGACAUGCCUGAAGACGGUGUUCUGGAGGUGCAAUAUUUCUUCAAGAUUUUGGACCAGUGAAUGGAACAAGAAAACAUGUAACUACAUAUUCAAAGACUUCACAGUUGUCUCAUUUUUCUGUUUAUUGUUUCAGCCUUAUUCAGAUUAAAUAAAGUGACAAGAGCAGACUCCUGACAAGUGUUUUGAUCUUCAACAUUGAAUUAAGUAUUUUCACACCAACUAAACAUCUUAUUACACGGGAUACUGCAUUGCCUCUGAUAUUCUCUAACUUUCUGACCAGCGACUUUGGUAUUUGAUUCAUACAUUACACUUUGAAAAAAAUGUACAACUGCAUAAAUAUAAAAUUCUUCCACCAUGAAAAUGGCUAAAACAUUCAAUAGUAAGUUGCAUCACAUCAUGUGAUGUCUCCAGCAAAACAGAUUUCAAAGUACUGAGUUGCCACUGUCUUCUAGGCUGGACCCACAAAGCUCUACACUAAGAAUUAAGAAUGAACAGAUGUAAGUGUAUUUAACAGAAAUGUCAUCAAACCAUAUCCUACAACUAAGGUGAACAAAUAAAAGGUGUACAAAUCACUUCCUUCCACAAUCAACUUGAACAAAUUGGGUAAA
Etheostoma spectabile (orangethroat darter) is the source of this 1910-nucleotide messenger RNA. RefSeq names its product NME/NM23 family member 7 (gene nme7). The transcript has 12 exons. Gene Ontology annotation, cellular component: centrosome; axonemal microtubule. Gene Ontology annotation, biological process: CTP biosynthetic process; UTP biosynthetic process; GTP biosynthetic process. The coding region runs from base 223 to 1362 and encodes 379 amino acids. Lineage: Eukaryota; Metazoa; Chordata; Actinopteri; Perciformes; Percidae. The record is from RefSeq and is a predicted model, not a curated record. Gene Ontology annotation, molecular function: ATP binding; nucleoside diphosphate kinase activity.